GUCGUCCUCGAAGCAAGUCAAUUAUGCAUCGUCUAUCUCAUGUUUGCCCGAAAUCUCGUUUCCUUUUUUGUAUGAGCAUCAUUUAUCUAUUUGCUUUUUCUUCAUUGUACAUCCAACUUCCUGUCCCCAAAGAUGGAGCUGAUUUCCUACAUAAUCCUUCUAUCCUUCGGUUUUCCGAACUCUUCGGAUUGAACACUUACUACAUGAUGGAGUUACUGAUUAUCUUAGGUGUACUCCUUUCAUUUAUGGCAUUCUUUUCUGAGUCAUUUCGCACAAUGACGGUGUAUUUCGCUUUGUGGAUUUUUUAUCUGUCUGUUUUCAAGGCUGGUCAAGUCUUCCUUUGGUUCCAAUGGGAUAUACUCCUAUUAGAAGCUGGGGCCUUGACGGUGCUACUAGCUGGCGUAGAUAUGAUAAUUUUCCGUUUUCCUUCAUAUACAGCAAGUGAUGGCAUAUCUCUCUGGUUGAUUCGGUGGCUAUUAUUUCGGCUUAUGUUUGCAUCAGGUGUUGUUAAGUUGACUAGCAAAUGUCCCUUGUGGUGGGGUCUUAGCGCUCUUGAUUGGCACUUUCAGUCUCAGUGCAUUCCGACACCUGCAGCAUAUUAUUUCCACUAUUUGCCAAAGUGGCUGCUUCAUCUUGCUGUCGCCGUUACUCUUAUUCUCGAAAUAAUAUUCCCUUUCCUUUUCUUUUUACCACUUCGAGGGAUACGGAUUUUCUCAUUCUACUCACAAAUUAUGUUGCAGCUUCUAAUUAUAAUUACUGGGAAUUACAAUUUCUUUAAUCUCUUGACGAUUGUCUUGUGCUAUUCAUUGCUAACUGAUUACGAGUUUCCUCUAACCUUAUGA
Molecule: messenger RNA, 842 nt
Organism: Protopolystoma xenopodis
Lineage: Eukaryota; Metazoa; Platyhelminthes; Monogenea; Polystomatidea; Polystomatidae
Source: the annotation of a GenBank genome assembly